AGAACGUGGGCAAAACGCAAGCCGAGCUACCAAAUAAGAAAAUCAUAAUCCAUAUGGUAGCUAACAGCAGAACUUGUGAUGCAUCAUCCUGUCCUACAAGGAUUUAUCUCAACAUCAACCCUUGACAAAAACAUUGUUCACCAGCAAAACAAUGAUCCUAUAAUUGUGAAGCAAUGUCUUCCCCUCUUUGACAAGUGUUAAACGCAUAUGAAAAGCAAACAGAUAAGUUUCUCAAGAGAGAAACUGACCAAGAAAACUUAACUGCAUAUAGAUUACAUCAAUAAUAUAUUACACCUACAAAUUUUAACUGCAUAUAGAACAAUCUUUUUGGUUAGUUAUGUAAAAAACAUUAACAUAGCAGGUUAUAAUAAAUAAAUAAUGUGUUGGAAAGUCAUUAUAGCGGCUAAUUAUAAUUAGUCUAGUGAUAUUGAUUGUUAUUCUUAUAUGCAGAUCGGAUUUGUAGUGGAUUAUGAUGAAUCUGAUCAAGAUAGUUUGAACCAACAAGGCACUGUGGCUCCUAGUGGUUUACCAUCACAGCAGCAGAAUCGACUCUCAGCUAUGGACCUUGGCGCAGUUAUUUCAACCCAAGAGCUUGGUGGUUCAAGCACCAGUGGGAGCAACGAAGCAUCUUCUUCGUCCAAUAUUCCAAUCAUCUGCAUAUCUUGCCGAGAGACCGGAGUUACAGCUGAUGAUAUUAUUCGAAGACGACCAAGAGCAAUCAUACAGGAUGGUCCUUUGGUGAGAUUAAGGCACUUAAGAGAUUGGGAACUUAGACACGCCAAGUCUCCUCCAUUGCCCAGCCGCUGGGGCGAGUAUGUUGCCCAGCCGAUGGGGCGAGUCCAGUGGCGGAGCCAAGUCUCCAUUGCCAAGCUUAAAUGAUUUAAACGCUAGUUUUAGUGUUUUAGAUAUUCAUGGUCUCUAUAUAAGCUCUUUUUAAUAUUUAAUAUCCCACCUCUUUUUAUAGUACCAAACUUCAUCUUAAUUUUUGCUUUUCUACAUAACUGAAAGAGUAAAUACAGUCUAUACAAAAUCAUCUAUUCACCUAAAACGAAAAUAAAGACUGUUAUAGCUUUCUUAUAUUGUUACUGUAUAUCUUUGUUCAAUCACUCAGUCACUUGCUUUUUAAGACAUGUUAUACACUUAUAAAUUUGAUUUUAUAACCCCGAAAAAGACUUAUAAAUUCGAUUCCUCAAAGUCUACAAAAGUAGAGAUGAUGGGAAUGAUACAAUGCAUGUACCUGAUGUGAUAGAGUUUCCGUGUCGUCUAAGGUUACUAAAUGAUAUUCUUCCGAACUAAUAUGUCGCAUCAACGGCAAGGACAAGGACUUGAUCAUACGCGAUGCCUCCAAAUUUUGAAGGGAACAUUUAAUUAUAUUUCACUCUAGCUUGCCCGACCCCUCUGAAGCAUGCAGAGAGAUGGUGGUGGUAUUCGAAUUCAGCAGCAAAUACCAGCUAGACUUCGACAUUAUUGAAUGUGCUUUAAGACGACGACAAUGACCGUACAAAUGGAGUAAUAAGUGACUCCGAAGAUGAUGUCCUCUACAUCUUGACGGAAAAAACCAACGGAAGCAAUAAUGGAGGAUCUGGCGAAAGCCACGUGUUUACAAGAAUCUGAGGAAGAAGACGACGAUGACGAGGGCUACAAAGAAAAUGUUUGUAGCUAUAUAAUCU
Molecule: messenger RNA, 1670 nt
Organism: Camelina sativa (false flax)
Lineage: Eukaryota; Viridiplantae; Streptophyta; Magnoliopsida; Brassicales; Brassicaceae
Source: RefSeq, a predicted model, not a curated record